UAUACUGUCACCGCUCUACGAAGGUGGUCAUGCGCCGAUAAAGACCUGCCAGGUGUUGACAAAAUUGAAACCAUUCACGUCUACGACUUCGACAACACCCUCUUUGCCAGUCCCCUCCCCAACAAGUCACUCUGGAACGGCCAAACAAUCGGCCAGCUAGGCAGUCCCGACGUUUUCCUCAAUGGCGGUUGGUGGCAUGAUUCCGCCAUCCUUGCUGCGACAGGCGAAGGGGUCGAGAAGGAAGAACCGCGUGCCUGGGAUGGAUGGUGGAAUGAGCAAAUCGUGGACCUUGUGCGGCUGUCGAUGCAGCAGAAAGAUGCGCUGUGCGUUCUCUUGACUGGACGCGCCGAACGCCAGUUCGCAGAGCUUAUCAAUCGAAUCGUCAAAUCCAAGGGACUAGAAUUCGAUCUGAUAACCCUCAAACCGGCCGUUGGACCGUCAAAUCAGAAGUUCUCCAGCACCAUGAACUUCAAGCUCGAAUUCUUCACGACGCUCGUAAACACAUACCACAGAGCAACCGAAAUCCGAGUGUAUGAAGACCGGCCAAAGCAUACCAAGGGGUUCCGCGAUUUCUUCGCCAAUCUGAACCGACAGCUCCUCAACCCAGUUCCACCCCCUCCACGCGGCACCAUUGUCGCCGAAGUCAUCCAAGUUCCGGAGAAUGCCACCGUUCUCAAUGCAGUCACCGAAGUGGCAGAGGUGCAGAAGAUGAUUAACAAUCAUAACACCGCCAUCUUAGCCGGCACCGCUCCUCCGACCGCAAUCCCUUUCAUACUCAGACGAACCGUGUUCUAUACUGGUUACCUCAUACCCGCCGCCGCGUCGCAACAACUCCAAUCUCUCGUCCAUCCGCCCUCCAACGUUUCCAUGUCCGAUAUCCGAUACCUGGCCAAUUCCAUUCUCAUCACCCCUCGUCCCGCUCCCCCAUCCGUCCUCACGAAAGUGGGCGGAAUCGGUCGUCGUCUGAUGUGGCGCGUGACCGGAACGGCAUGUUGGGAAGGCAAGCUCUGGGCGGCGCGCGUCGCUCCGAUCCCCAGCACCGAAAAGGUGUACACGGAGAACAACAUCCCCACGGUCGUGCUCGCCCUUCGACGCGGCGCGCGACCCAUCGACGUCUCCCGGAUCGACAACUGGCAACCGGUGCCCGUGGAGAAAGAGUUCGUCUUCGAGAGCACGGUGGGGGAGAAGUCGCUGUUGCGCCUCGAAGAAGAAAAAUUCGAUUAUGCCAACCCGGACAAAGCAACUUCCAAUCCGCACCCGCGCCCGAACCAGAUCCCACGAGGACCAACCCACUCGCGAGGCAACGCACAACAGGGGAAGGGCCUUCGAAACACAGGGCAGGGCAAAGGAACGAAGCGCAUGCGCGAGGACAACGACGACGAUCGGGACCGCGAUCGGGGCGGCCGAGGGGGGCGUGGAGGGCAUCAGCGGGAGCGGGGAGGUCAGCGGGGAGGCCGCGGGGGUCAUCGGGGGGACCGAGGAGGCCGGGGAAGGGGAGGUGAUCGGCGACAGGGGCAAUACCGCAGCCUCGACGACGUCGGAGAG
Molecule: messenger RNA, 1545 nt
Organism: Eremomyces bilateralis CBS 781.70
Lineage: Eukaryota; Fungi; Ascomycota; Dothideomycetes; Eremomycetales; Eremomycetaceae
Exons: 2
Biological process (GO): box C/D sno(s)RNA 3'-end processing; rRNA methylation
Cellular component (GO): small-subunit processome; box C/D methylation guide snoRNP complex
Molecular function (GO): rRNA methyltransferase activity; histone H2AQ104 methyltransferase activity; RNA binding
Source: RefSeq, a predicted model, not a curated record